AUGGAGAAUGCAGCGUUCGCCGCGAUGACUGCCGCGUCGCAUCACAAAUAUGAAAAAAACAAAAAACGAAGCGAUCGUGUCAACGAGAAAUCGUAUUGGGUCAAUGGAAGCCACGUGGACGAGACCAUCACCUACAACCAGUAUACCAUCGAUACUGCCGUGUUGGCUCCAACUACUGAGUCUCCGGAAAUCAAGCAAGCGAUCCUACAACAGUCUGUGAACUCCAUCAAGCAGACAAAGACAACAAUGGAACACAAGGUGGAUUUCUUGAUGAAGCGCUACACAUCAGUAUGCCCGGACGUUCGCUCGCGAGUCAACGCCGCCACCAGCGAAUUGUUCGACGUGACUAGUGACGUGUACGAAUUCGCAAGCCUACACGUCAUCGACAACACAGGACAAGCGAUCGCUACAGGACCGGGACCAGGACUUCCAGCCCCAUUUAGAGCCGCCGCCACAUACUUCAGAAUCGAGCUCCGAUUGGUCCCACGGCUCUGUUCCCUACGAACUGACAUUGGAAUCAACCCAACAAAGUUCCCGCCAUCUUCCGUGAGCCCGGAGAAUGCACAAAAGAAGAGGAAGCAGAACAAGUGA
Molecule: messenger RNA, 591 nt
Organism: Cylindrotheca closterium
Lineage: Eukaryota; Bacillariophyta; Bacillariophyceae; Bacillariales; Bacillariaceae
Source: the annotation of a GenBank genome assembly